UUACACUCCACACCCUAACUGCCUCUACGUUCUAAAUUCACAGAAACCCCGUUAUUCAGCUCCACAAAAUCCUCCUUUUUAACUUCUUAUAUUCCUUUUUACUUUGAUCUCUCUGAAUUUUCGUUCUUCUUCAAACUUAAUACUCAUCUCUCUGUAAAAUCAAUAUGGCUAACGCAGCAUCUGGGAUGGCAGUGCAUGAUGACUGCAAAUUAACGUUGUUGGAGCUGAAAACAAAAAGAACUCACCGAUUUAUUGUUUUCAAGAUAGAAGAGAAGCAAAAGCAGGUUGUGGUUGAAAAAGUUGGUGAGCCAACUCAAAGCUAUGAGGACUUUGCUGAAAGUCUUCCUGCUGAUGAAUGCAGAUAUGCUGUCUACGAUUUUGACUUCGUAACUGAGGAAAAUUGCCAAAAAAGCAGGAUCUUUUUCAUCGCGUGGUCCCCUGACACAGCAAGAGUGAGAAGCAAGAUGAUCUAUGCCAGUUCAAAGGACAGAUUCAAGAGAGAGCUUGACGGAAUUCAGAUUGAGUUGCAGGCUACUGAUCCAACUGAAAUGGGACUUGAUGUAAUUAAAAGUCGUGCAAACUAGAUUGUUCAAUAUUGCAAAUAGCUUACUUUGGAGCCCCGACUAAUUUUGUAUCUAAGUCAAGUAAUACCAUUUGGGUAAGGUACUAGCAACUAUGCUGAAAGGAACUUUACCAAGCAGCAACUUUAUUCUGCUUACAAUGAUUUGGGCUGAUCUCCAUGUCAAAGGACAUGCUAGUUGCUCUCUGUAGCAGGCAAAAAGAGUAUUUUGAGAAGGCUGCAGACAAUUGAGAGGCUGGUGGAUUCUACAACCACAGAAUAAUGCACUUAAAGGAAUUGGGGGUGAAGAGGGAUAUGUGAAAAUAGCGUCCAAAUACUUCAUAACAGCUUUUGAUGCUGGUCAACCAAAAGCAUUUUAUCAACUGACAAAAAGGUUUACAUGCUGGUGUAGGUCUUAAGAAGAAUGUUCCACUGGUGACGACGAUUAAGGGUUCGUUGGAUAGAAUGUAUUAGAAAAAUUAAUAAAUAUGUUAGCUUUGUGUAUUGGUAGUACUUUAAAAUAUUACAUACUCGUAAUAUGCAUUAUAAUAUUACCAGAGGGAGAUGUAUCAAAUACAAUCCCAACCAAUUACUUGUAUUAGAUUGUAUCCAUGAUUGUUUUUUCAA
This is a messenger RNA of Solanum pennellii, 1186 nucleotides long. Its product is annotated as actin-depolymerizing factor 1-like. The record is from RefSeq and is a predicted model, not a curated record. Lineage: Eukaryota; Viridiplantae; Streptophyta; Magnoliopsida; Solanales; Solanaceae. Bases 165 to 584 code for a protein of 139 amino acids. Gene Ontology annotation, molecular function: actin filament binding. Gene Ontology annotation, cellular component: cytoplasm; actin cytoskeleton. The transcript is spliced from 4 exons. Gene Ontology annotation, biological process: actin filament depolymerization.